GGCCGCCGCCGUGGCCGGGGCCGCCGCGGGCGGGGGUGGCGGCGCGGCGGCUGGAGCCGCAGGGCCGCCCGCGUUGGCUCUUCGGCUGGAGGGGGGGGUGGAAGGAGGGGUGGCGGCCCUGCCCCGGCACCGGCCGCCACCGGCUGUCCCCGGAGGUUCGCUCCGGGCCACAGGCGCGGGGUGCCGCGGGCAUCAGGGAGCGGGGGCCGCCGGCGGCAGCUCGGGCCUCUCCCCCGUGGCGCUUCCUGGCAGGAGCCUGCUGUAGCAGGGACGGUCACCCUCCUGGCUGCCCUGCCGGCGUCAGCGCUUUCCUAUAGUUUUGCAGCCUACAGCAGUGCGACCUCCUCUAAGUCCGGGCCCGCGUUACCUCUUCCUGCUCUGGCUGCCCUUGCAAACAGCGCAAAUGAUCGUGCCGAAGCCGCCAUGUAGCUCAACAUGAACUUUAACCAUCAAGAUCAUUUAUAAAGUGAACAGAACAAUAUUUUUCCUUCUGAGAGCUGGCUACAGGAUUCUGAGUUUCUCCUUCAGUGCUUCACUACCUUUUCCUAAAACAGGACAUGGAGCUAUAUUCCUUUCUUCACGUUAGGUGCUAAUGAAGUUAUUUGCUUCAUCAGAGGAAAUGCAGAUCCAUGAAAUUACAUUUUGUGCAAGUUGUCGUUAACUCUGUUGGCAAUGUCUAUGAUUUUAUCUGCCUCUGUGGUCCGUGUGAGGGAUGGACUCCCACUGUCUGCGUCUACUGAUUAUGACCAGAGCACAGGAAUGCAAGAAUGUAGAAGAUAUUUUAAAAUGCUCUCAAAGAAACUUUCUCAGCUUCCUGAUAGAUGUACGCUGAAAACUGGGCAGUAUAAUAUAAACUUUAUAAGUUCUCUGGGAGUGAGCUAUAUGAUGUUGUGCACUGAAAAUUAUCCAAGUGUCCUGGCUUUCUGCUUCCUGGAUGAGCUUCAGAAAGAGUUUAUCACUACCUACAAUAUGAUGAAGACAAAUACUGCUGUCAGACCGUACUGUUUUAUAGAGUUUGAUAAUUUCAUUCAGAGGACCAAACAGAGAUAUAACAACACACGUUCUUUGUCAACAAAGAUGAAUCUUGCUGACAUGCAGACAGAAAUCAAACUGAGACCACCUUAUCAAAUUUCCGUGUCAGAACUUGGUUCAGCUAAUGGGUUCGCACAUUCAUCUGUGGCAGAAUAUAAGGGCACCGGUAAGAUAUCUGCAGCUCCUCAUCAGCGUCUGGAACCUGUGACUCUGCCAGGGAUUGUCUCAUUUGUGCUUAGUUUGUUAUGUGGGGCUUUGAAUUUAAUUCGUGGCUUUCAUGCAAUAGAAAGUCUUCUCCAGAAUGAAGGCGAAGAUUUCAGCUACGUUAUUGCAUUUUUUCUUGGAACAGCAGCAUGUUUGUACCAGUGUUACCUGUUUGUAUACUACACAGGCUGGAGGAAUGCCAAAUCCUUCCUGACUUUUGGGUUAAUUUGCCUGUGUAACAUGUAUCUGUAUGAACUGCGCAACUUGUGGCAGCUCUUCUUUCAUGUGACUGUGGGAGCAUUUUCUACCUUACAAAUUCGACUACGACAACCACAGGGAAAGUCCCCUGAUUACAAUGUCUGACAAGGCCUGGAACGUUUAGAGGCAGUCUUGUUCCAACAGUUAUUCACUCUCAGGAAUGUAAAGCUGUUCCCCAAAAGAAGAAGCAGUCUGGAUGGACUUUUUUUUUUUUUGUUAAAUAAAGCAAUGUAAUAUGCCUGUG
Phalacrocorax carbo (great cormorant) is the source of this 1738-nucleotide messenger RNA. Lineage: Eukaryota; Metazoa; Chordata; Aves; Suliformes; Phalacrocoracidae. The record is from RefSeq and is a predicted model, not a curated record.